CCACUAUGAAGCUCCUUGGCCUCCUAGUCUUUGUGGGCUAUUGGAUGAUGGCUGUUCGCGGAGCCAGUGUGCCACCCAUAGUCGAAGUGCCUGUGGAGGUUCCCGAGGUGGUGCCUCACGAGGAGAACCAAAAAUCCAGGAAUACAAGCAGUGAAAGCAGCAGCAGCAGCUCCACCCUGAAGCUGGUACAUGUGCUCUUUCGCCAUGGUCCUCGCACACCUGUCAACACCUAUCCCAAAGAUCCCUAUAUCAACGAAACUUACGAGCCCUAUGGCUGGGGCCACUUAACCAAUCCUGCCAAGGUAGAGCUUUAUAAGAUAGGCAAGCAACUGCGAGGGCGCUAUAGAGAUUUUCUUGCUCCCUACUAUCAGCCCGAUAUGAUCCGAGCUCAAUCAUCGGCAUCCCCACGUACCAUGAUGUCCCUGCAAAUGGUGCUGGCUGGACUCUUUCCACCCGAAAACACGCCCAUGGAGUGGAAUCUGAUGCUCAACUGGCAGCCCAUACCAAUCCUUGUAGAGCCUGAGGAAACGGAUGUUUGUCUAAGGAUGAAGGUCCCGUGUCCCCGCUACGACGAGGCCGUGUUGGAGGUGAUGAAUAGCCCGGAGGUGAAAGACUUUCAUGCCCAAAACUCCCAGAUGCUGCAGGAACUGACCGGUCUGACAGGACUCAACGUUACCUAUGCCCACGAUGUUACCAAUGUGUUCAUUACGCUGCUAUGCGAGCAGACCUAUGGGCUGGAGUUGCCUGAAUGGACCAAGGAGUACUUUCCCGACAAGAUGCUGCCGCUGGCAGCCCAGUCCUACAUUUAUGACGCCUACACACCUGAGCUGCGGAAGCUGAAGGGCGGCUUCUUUCUAGAUCACAUAUUCGAGCAGAUGCAGGCGAAAAUCUCCGGAAAAUUGGAGCCCUCCGAUCGCAGAAUGUACAUCUUCUGCGGUCACGAUUGGACCAUUACAAACGUUCUAUCUGCACUGGGUGUGUGGCAGCCGCAGAUGCCACGAUUCUCUGCCCUCAUCGCCUUCGAGCUACGCCAGCGGGACGAUACGGGGGAGUAUUUCGUGGAGGUUUUCUUCCAAAACGAUCCCGACCAGGAGCCCGAGCAGCUGCAGAUUCCGGGCUGCGAUAAACAGUGUCCCAUUGAGAAGUUGCUGGAGCUCAUGGAGCCCGUUCUACCAGACGGCUCCUACGAGCAGCUGUGCCUGGCCAAAGGCUCCGGUGAUGGUGCAAAGAUCAGCUAUCACAAAUGAUUGAUAUGUUGAACGAUGAUACAAAUAUUGUGCAGUAUUAAGAUUAUAUAAAGUAUAUUUUACCUUUACAACUUUAAUU
Drosophila persimilis is the source of this 1326-nucleotide messenger RNA. RefSeq names its product venom acid phosphatase Acph-1. Gene Ontology annotation, biological process: dephosphorylation. NCBI's taxonomy places the organism in Eukaryota, Metazoa, Arthropoda, Insecta, Diptera, Drosophilidae. Gene Ontology annotation, molecular function: phosphatase activity. The record is from RefSeq and is a predicted model, not a curated record. The transcript has 5 exons. Bases 6 to 1247 code for a protein of 413 amino acids.